UAUCAACUCAGUACAGACAAUUCAACCUCUUUGGCGUCUUGUUUGACUUGGGUUCUUUCAAACGAGUCGUGUGUAAUGGAGUGGGAAAACGUGUCUUUACUACUGGAUUGACGCAGAUUCAGAGAAAAAUGUUACUACUCCAUUGACGCAGAUUCAAAGAAAAAUGUGGUUUGUGGGAGGGAGUACAUUUAGGUAAUUGGUGUAUGGAACAUUGAAGGGAAGGGAAGGGAAGGGAAGGAGAUACCAAGGAGAAUGGCGGUGCUGCCCAUAACAAGCCAUGAUGUACAGAGUGACUACGACAAUGCUAAAUUUCGCCGCCGAUCGGUGUUCAAGGUGAUCACCCAAGCAGCACUCACGAGUAAUGUAAGGCGAAAUUGUGGAUCCUGUGGCGUUGGAAAAUUGUUAGCUUUAUUAAUGAUUGCUGGUCUUGCAUUCUUGACAGUAGCUCACACUAAUCCUGGUAUUUCAGCCGCCAGUCAGAUUGUGCAACACAUCAGUGUGAAAGGUCAAGAAAAGUUGAUCAAAGAGGGUAAUGGAAAUGCGGAAGUGUGGAAAAGAUUCUGGAGAAAGCCUCCUAGGCUUCCGCCAAGGUUGCCUCCUCAUGGAAAGGCUGGGAAUGACAGUUUGGCUGCGGAAGUUCAUAAUCAACAACAGAUCUCAGGAUCGGCCGUGAGACAGACCAAGGUAGCUGAAGCAUUCCGUCAUGCUUGGACUGGUUACAAAAACUAUGCUAUGGGUUCCGAUGAGUUGAGGCCAUUGAGUAAGAGAGGAGUUGAUGGAUUAGGGGGUCUUGGUGCUACUAUUGUAGAUUCCUUAGAUACAGCCAUGAUCAUGGGCCUCAAUGAUAUUGUUCGAGAAGCAGGCUACUGGAUAGAGAAAGAUCUGCCUGAAAGGCUGAAUGAAAAAGGUCAGGUAAAUCUGUUUGAAACUACAAUUCGAGUCUUAGGUGGUCUUCUUAGUGCUUACUGUCUCAGUGGUGGAGAAAAUGGAACAACUGGAGACUGGGGUUCUAGAACUAUGCUUGAUGGACCCAAUCCUAAAAUUUACUUAGAAAGAGCUCAGGACCUUGCAGAUCGCUUAAUGUCUGCUUUUACAUCUAGUCCAACGGCAAUUCCAUUCUCGGAUGUUAUUCUUCGGGAGCGAUCUGCGCAUCCAGCACCAGAUGGCUUAAGCAGCACCUCGGAAGUCAGUUCUCUACAACUUGAGUUUUCGUACCUUAGUAAACUUUCUGGCAAUCCAAAAUAUGGUGAUGCAGCGAUGCAUGUACUUGAGCACCUUAAGUCACUUCCUAAGUUUGAAGGACUAGUUCCAAUUUAUAUCAGUCCACAAUCUGGACAUUUUAGUGGACAAAAUAUCAGAUUGGGAUCUCGCGGAGAUAGCUACUAUGAAUAUCUUAUUAAGGUCUGGCUUCAGCAACGAGCAGGUCAUGGAGGAUCAGAUGUCUCAUACUUGAGAGAGAUGUAUGAUGAAGCAAUUAAGGGUGUUAAACAUCAAUUGGUUCAGAAGUCUAUUCCCAAAGGAUUGGUUUUUGUAGGGGAGUUGCCAUCUGGGGAACAUGGAAGUUUCUAUCCCAAAAUGGAUCAUCUAGUAUGUUUCCUACCUGGCACCCUUGCAUUGGGGGCAACUAGAGGCCUGACAAAACAGAGGGCGAUGGAAGAAGGUUUAAUGACUAUUGAGGACCUAGAAAAUUUGAAGCUUGCAGAGGAUAUCAUGAAGACUUGUUAUGAGAUGUAUGCUGUAACAACUACUGGCUUGGCACCUGAAAUUGCACAUUUUCAUACACAGGAAUUUUAUGAAGAUGGAUUACAGGGAGGAAAUAAAAGUUCUGAGUUCCUGGAUGAUAUAAUAAUUAGAUAUGCAGACCGUCAUAACCUUCUGCGACCUGAGACUGUGGAGUCAUUGUUUGUGUUGCACCGCAUAACUCAGGAUCCCAAGUAUCAGGAAUGGGGUUGGCAAAUUUUCCAAGCUUUUGAGUCUCACACUAAAGUUGAUUCUGGAGGAUAUAGUUCUCUGAAUGACGUGACUGUUUUGCCUCCUUCAAGAAGAGAUAAAAUGGAGACUUUCUUCUUGGGCGAGACUCUGAAGUAUCUUUACUUGCUAUUUGGAGACGAUAAUGUUCUCCCUCUAGAUAGGUUUGUCUUCAAUACAGAAGCACAUCCCUUACCGAUCAAUGGAAAGGGAGAUGAAAAUGAUCAUAAAUCUCAAACUCAAGCUUCUUGACAUGCUUCAAACCAUAUUUUCAUUACGACAAAGUUGGUAUGGAGUGUAUAAAUUAAUGUUUUGAGGCCAUUUUACUUCGCCCUCUUGGCAGGAUCAAUGUUAUUAACCAUUAGAGUAUUUUAUUGUUUUGUUAUGCUUUUAAAUCUUUAGAAGGGCAGCUAUUCAGUUUGAAGUUAAGCAGACUGAAUUUCAUGCAAGAAUAUUUUUCCUUGCGAGCUGGCAAUGGUAUAUUCACAAUUGAUAGGUGGUCGUUUUCUUGUUUCUGGUUCUUCUGAGUAUGACACCUCCGACUGCGGAUACAGAGUUUAAUUGGCAUUGGGACAUAUUAUGUCGCCCUCUUGGCAGGAUCGAUGUUGCAAACCAUCAGAAUAUUUUAUUGUUUUGUUAUGCUUGUAAAUCUUUGGAAGGGCAUUUGUUCAGUUUGAAGUCAAGCAGAUUGAAAAUAUCAUGCAAGAAUAUUUUUUCCUUGUAAGCUGGCAGCAAUGGAAUAUUCACAAUUGAUAGGUGGUCAUUUUCUUGUUUCUGCUUAUUUUGAGUAUGACACCUCCAACUGUGGAUUUAGAGUUUAAUUGGUCUUGGACAUAUUUUCCUUUGAAUUGUGUUUCGCUUUAACAGUUUAACUUGAAAGGUUGAAUUGUAACCUUUUUGUAUGAUUUAAUGAAGAUGGAGUUUUGAUGGGGAAAUUUUUUAAC
Messenger RNA from Cryptomeria japonica (Japanese cedar), 2912 nucleotides. RefSeq names its product mannosyl-oligosaccharide 1,2-alpha-mannosidase MNS3. Gene Ontology annotation, cellular component: endoplasmic reticulum; membrane; trans-Golgi network. Lineage: Eukaryota; Viridiplantae; Streptophyta; Pinopsida; Cupressales; Cupressaceae. The record is from RefSeq and is a predicted model, not a curated record. Gene Ontology annotation, biological process: N-glycan processing; carbohydrate metabolic process. The transcript has 6 exons. The coding region runs from base 253 to 2220 and encodes 655 amino acids. Gene Ontology annotation, molecular function: mannosyl-oligosaccharide 1,2-alpha-mannosidase activity; calcium ion binding.